Molecule: messenger RNA, 402 nt
Organism: Trypanosoma brucei brucei TREU927
Lineage: Eukaryota; Euglenozoa; Kinetoplastea; Trypanosomatida; Trypanosomatidae
Exons: 1
Coding region: 1-402 (133 amino acids)
Source: RefSeq, a predicted model, not a curated record
AUGCCGUUGGGCACUGAUGGCACCCCUCAGCGGCAACAACAACAACGCAAAUCAACUGUGGAUUCCGCAGUGGCGCUGAUUGAGUCCGAUAGCGAGUUGAUGGCACUUUUCUUCCGCCACAUUUCCGCAUGUCCACCUCAUGGACCCUUCAAACACUACAGCGCUCUCACCUUUACGGAGCGCGUGAGGCAUUGGUUUCCAACGCAUGCACCGGCAAGAGCAGCAGAGAUGGGCGACGCCAUCACGCCCGCAGUUGUACUGCAGUUAAUGGAAAAAUAUUAUGACACAAAACAUCUUCGGAGCUGGCCGCUGUUGUACGUUCCGGCGCAAAUACACCUGAAAGACGUGGAUGCACUUAUUGAGAAACAAGAGUCUCUGAAACCUGAACGGGCCACUGACUGA